UGCGGGAAACAAAUGAACAGCCAGGAGAAGGCCAGCAUUUCCCAGCCCCUUGGGGAGCUGGAGUGGGCAGCGCCAACCGGUUCCCUGUGGUGGCAGCUUGUUCCACUGCCAGCACCUGACCCAGGCGGUGCCUUUGCCUUGGGAAGGUCGGGUGGGGCGACAGAAGGAGAUGACCAGGGAGGCAUGUAGACUGGGAAGGAAUUCCAGCCAGCGGCUCAAAGGCUUUCGUCUCUCGCAGCCAUGAAGCACAGGGCCUUUUGGACUGCACUGGAAUACACCUGCCGACUGCUGGGCAUCUCCACGGCAGCAGUGCUGGUUGGAGUGGGAGUGGAGACCCUGCAGCGCGGGCAGUUCCAGAGCCUGGCUGUCUACCUGCUUUUCUCAGGGGCAGCGGUUUCCAUCUGCGAAGUCUCCUUCUUCGUCAGCCUGCUCCUGGGCGUGUGUAUCACCUGCCAGCCGGGCUCCCUUGCACACGCCUUCUGGAAGCGAAGCACCCAGCCAGCAAGCUUCCAGAAAUUCCUGGGUUACGUGCUGCUCUCGGUAGCCUGCUUCCUGCAUCCUGUCCUGGUCUGGCACGUCACCAUCCCCGGCUCCAUGCUGGUGCUGACUGGCUUGGCCUACUUCCUGCUGAGCAAGCGGAAGAAGAGCCCGGUGCAUGGGGAGGUGCGGGGGCCACGGGAGCAGUAUGUGGACCCUUGUGCCACGGCUGCCACCUCCAUGGGCUGUGGGGACACCGAGCAGACCUUCACCUUCCCCGGGGGAAGCCGAGAGCAGUGCGCCUCCCUGCUCGGCCACAUGAAGAGCAUCCUGAAGGGCAGCAAGGACAAGGGUGCUGGCUGGCUGGCCGAGCCCACCCCAUCUCCACCCACCACCACCCCACCCACCCUGGCCCCAGACAAGCAGGUGCACUUCCAAGAGAAGCUGGUGAGGAUCAUCCCCUCUGUCAGCGAGAGCCCAGACGAGGCGGAGAGCGAGGCCGAGGAGACCACAUCCGACACAGCCCCAAUCCUCGGGCCCCCGGAGACCCCACUCCUCGUCACGCCCCUCAGUGCCACAGGCCUGUUCUGAGCACCUGCCCACCUUGCCCGCAGCCUGGGGCGAGUGGCAACAGCCUGCAACUCCCCACCUGCUGGCCUGGGGCCUGGCUUCAGGGCUCAGACAUGCACCUCCUGUGGCCCAGGCACCAUGGGAAAAGCUGACCUAUCUGGAGCAGGGCAGUCCCCACCAGGUGGGGUCCUGGUGCCCACGAUCUCAGCCAACCCGCCAACAACUAACGCUGCUGCCGGCUGGAGGGCAGGGCUGGCAAGUGCAGUGCCAGCUUCCGGGGCUGGCUGCAGCGCUGACAUUCAGAGAGCCGUCCUGGAUAGUCACCUGCUGGGGCCAGACUAGCCUCUGGGCAAAGCCCUUCAGUUCCCAUCUUUAUUUAGUUGAACGGUUCCUGGGGCUUGAUCGGUGUGUGUUCCAAACACCGCAAACGGGUGGAAAUCAGGGCAGACAAAUCCACUUCCUAGUUUUCUGGGUAAAUAUCAGGGUUAAUUUUAAGAGGGUUGGGAGGGAUGGAAAAAGAGCACAAAACCAAGCCCAGACAGAGUGGUGAACUGACAGCCCUUUCAUGCUGUGGUUUAUGUCGUAAUCUGUACAUCAGCUGUACAUGCACAGGUGAGUGUGUCUGUCUGUCUUUCACUCUGUUGCCUUCCUUUAACAGGCAGCCUCACAGUCACACUGCCACUAACUUACUAUUAACAGAGAGGCAUCUGCUAGUGGGAUGGGUUCGAUUUUUUUAACCUAAUCAUUAUUUCUAUGUACUUGAGCUGUCCAAAAUUCAGAUGAAAAUCAGUUAAAACCAAAUAAUAGCUUUGGUAAAACCCUGGGCACUGCCCGCCCACUCCCCGUGGGAUGCAUGCAGGCUCUGCCCUGGUGGGCUGAGCCAGACUCGGCUCAGCAUAUUUUCAGGACAGUGAAGCCUUUGCUCUCAGACAUUUUCCAGCCCCUUUGUCGGCAUCUGCUCAGUGCUAGAUGGUCGUACCAAUGGAGUUGCAGCAUCUGCCCUAGCCCCCCACU
This is a messenger RNA of Chelonoidis abingdonii (Abingdon island giant tortoise), 2061 nucleotides long. RefSeq names its product transmembrane protein 72 (gene TMEM72). The record is from RefSeq and is a predicted model, not a curated record. Lineage: Eukaryota; Metazoa; Chordata; Testudines; Testudinidae.